Molecule: messenger RNA, 705 nt
Organism: Cucurbita moschata (crookneck pumpkin)
Lineage: Eukaryota; Viridiplantae; Streptophyta; Magnoliopsida; Cucurbitales; Cucurbitaceae
Exons: 1
Coding region: 40-345 (101 amino acids)
Source: RefSeq, a predicted model, not a curated record
CUUUUCUCUCUUUCUUUCUUACAAGAUUAUACCGUUGCCAUGGGAAAUUGUACAAGCAACAAAUAUUUGGCAGAGACAAUGCCGAUGAGUGAGGAGGAGGAGGUUGUGGAGACGGUGAAGAGGAAGCUGAAUGCCGAUGACGGUGCUUCGAGAGGGACGACGACGACGGAGGUCAAGAUUAGGAUGACAAAGAGAGAGCUGGAGAAGUUAUUGAGCAAAGUGGAAGUGGAGGAGCUGCCAGUGACGGAGCUGUUAUUGCAGAUGAUUGAGGUUGGGGAUGAGUCGGAGAGUACUCAUCGGCGAUCAUGGCGACCAUCUUUGCAAAGCAUUCCUGAGCUGUGCUGAAUUGAAUAACAAGCGUUGAAGAAUAUUAUAAAAUUGUAGAUAAGGGAGUUGAGUUGGAAUAUAAUUAUGUUUCCUCCUAACACUUUGGAGCCAACUACCCCAAAAAUUAAUGGUGACCUUACAAACUCUUUAUUUUUUUACAGUCUCACUCUACAAAACUCUAAUUUGGUUGAAAUCGUAGUUGGUAAUUUUAUUUAGUGUAUUCCGAUGAUAAGGAACUUUUUUGACGUAAUCUUUUGUAGUAUGACACGAACAACAGUAAUUUAGCUUUAUCCAGUCUCUCUGAUAGAACGAAAAAAUUUUAAGUAGACAAUGUGAGAGAUCACCAUAUAACUCAACCAUAGGAUCCUGUGUACAUGA